Fusarium odoratissimum NRRL 54006 is the source of this 867-nucleotide messenger RNA. RefSeq lists its product as uncharacterized. NCBI's taxonomy places the organism in Eukaryota, Fungi, Ascomycota, Sordariomycetes, Hypocreales, Nectriaceae. The transcript has a single exon. The record is from RefSeq and is a predicted model, not a curated record. Bases 1 to 867 code for a protein of 288 amino acids.
AUGGAACGUUCCUUUCAACUGAGAGAUGGCAUUGCAGCUGCACAGGUACCGAUAUUUGCCGUGUUCUUUUUGUUCGGUAUCUUCUUUGGUAUCCGAAAGAAAGAUGGCUGGAUCAGCGUGGCCUUGUUUUCAUCCAUCCGGAUAGCAGGAGCAAGCUGUCUGCUGGCAGCAUUCACAACGGGCAGCUCCAGUGUUUGGGCUGCAGCGUCUGUUCUAGAAUCGUUGGGCUUGGUCCUCCUUAUGUUCGUCCUCCUCGGUCUUCUCAAGAGAACGUUAGUACCCUCUCAUACCACCAUCUCCCGGCAACUCUGUCAGCUUACACAGGGGCCCCAUAGAAACGCUCACUUACAGGUUCUUACGGACUGGCAUUUUCGAAUACCGGAGUUGAUCUGCUGGGCAGGUGUAGGCGUCUCCGUCGCCGAUUACAUCGGGGGCCGCUAUCGCGAGGACCUAAUGGCACCUAGCUCGCUAUCGAGAGUCAGUGUUGGUCUUUUCGCUGCACUAUUCGCAUGGACUGCCUUACUCUUCUUACGCCUUGUACGCAAAUGGAACCUGCUCUCAACUACGCAACGACGAUGCAUGAUUGGUGUAGGCGCGGCGCUCCCAUUCAUGACAGCCCGAACGAUACAUUCAUUGAUUUACACGAUCACAGCCAAAGAAACCUUUAGCUCAGUGUCUGGAAGCGGAGUCAUCUACCUAUUCAUGACCAUGCUGCCAGAAGUAGGUGUGUUGGCUUCGGUCGUUUGGGCGAUGAUGGGAUUGCCAUCAGAACGCAGGGAGACACGAGAGAGUGUUCCAAGAUCUAGUGAGGACGAGGUCGACCUUCACAACUUGAUAGAUAGCAAUGCAACUCGACGAGCUCCUUGA